AUGCCAGGGCUACUUAAGGCCACCGCCGGUACGGCGAGGAAGCGUAGACACGAUGGAGAUAUCAGGCCUCGGAAGGCACCAAAGACGAAAGCCAGCGGAGAGGAUGCAGAGACGAAGAUCUUGCGACUGGAGCAGGAAGUACUGCAAGGCAAGGAACACUACAACAACAUCGUCGAGCUGCAGAACGUCGUCAGCAAGAUCGAUAGCAAGUCUGAGACCUCGACACUUGCAGCCGUCGCAUUGUGUCGAGUCUUCUGCCGUCUAAUCGCGGGGGAGGAGCUGGUCAGAAGCAGUAGUGCUGGGGAGAGUGAGGCGCAGGUGGUGCAGUGGUUGAAAGCGCGACUUCGGGACUACGUAGACAGCCUGGCAACAUGGCUUGGCGGUCGAGAGCCAGAAAUGGAGAGUCUGGCCUUGAAUCUUCUUAUGCGGGUGGUCAAGCAAGAAGCCUCGCAGGGUGGGCGACGAUCAGAACAGGCUUGGCGGACUGAGAGCUCGACUUUCUAUGUUGUGAUCAAGACUCUUAUCGAGGAUACAGAUGCCGAGGGUCCAAGGGCGGAGUUCGUGGAGACGUAUCUGGAGGAACAUGAUGAUGUCCGGUAUUACACUUUCGUCGCCAUCAAGCAGGUCCUCAAAACCACCAACGAGGAUGCGGAGGAAGUCGCGACCAACGCUGUGGACAUUCUAGCAUCGAUCGAAGGAGUGCCAAACUCGGACGACCAGCUGGAAGACUGGUACGGGGAACCGCCCUCACCAGAAAAUAAGCAGCUCGUCUCACUAAACGCACAUCGCAAAGUGGCGCAGGAGGCAUGGCUAUCAGUCUUCCGAUCACCACUCUCACGCGACACCCGGAAACGUCUCCUAAGCAUAGCGACCACGCAAAUAUUACCCUGGUUCGCAGCGCGGAUGGAAAUGCUCGCCGACUUCUUGACCGACUCGUUCGACCAAGGAGGCAGUCUUGCUCUGCUGGCCAUGAGUAGUAUCUUCCACCUCAUGACGGAACGAAAUCUAGACUACCCAGACUUCUACACCAAGCUCUACAGUCUCCUAGACGAGGAUGUUCUGCACAGCAAACACCGAUCACGAUUCUUUCGAUUACUAGACACCUUCAUGUCCUCGACCCAUCUCCCAGCAACAAUGGUAGCAUCCUUCAUCAAACGCUUGUCCCGUUUAAGCCUGCACGCCCCACCCGGCGCAAUCGUCUGGAUCGUGCCGUGGGUGUAUAAUAUGCUCAAGCAUCAUCCAGCAUGUACAUUCAUGCUUCACCGACUAUACCACCCUGCUCACGCCAUCUACGUGAACAACUUAGACUACACCGAACAAGGCAUGAACGACACCUUCGACCCCCUGCAACCCGACCCAAACAUCACUGGCGCAAUCGACUCCUCCCUCUGGGAACUGGAAACACUGCAAUCGCAUUUCCACCCCAAUGUCGCCACGCUAGCGAAAAUCAUGGGCGAGCAGUUCACAAAGCGGGAGUAUUCGCUCGAGGAUUUCUUGGAUCAUAGUUAUGCUACGCUUGUGGAUGCUGAGCUGGGGAAGGAGGUGGGGAAAGUGCCGGUUGUGGAGUGGGAGAUUCCGAGGAGGAUUGUGACGUGGGAUGGUGAUGAGGUCGAUGGUGGUGUUGGGUUGAACAAGGUGGGAGAUUUGCUCAAGAGCGCGCUGCAAGUCAUGACAUGA
Molecule: messenger RNA, 1677 nt
Organism: Recurvomyces mirabilis
Lineage: Eukaryota; Fungi; Ascomycota; Dothideomycetes; Mycosphaerellales; Teratosphaeriaceae
Gene: NOC4
Product: Maturation and nuclear export of 40S ribosomal subunits interacting protein
Exons: 1
Coding region: 1-1677 (558 amino acids)
Biological process (GO): ribosome biogenesis
Cellular component (GO): Noc4p-Nop14p complex; small-subunit processome; nucleolus
Source: RefSeq, a predicted model, not a curated record